AUGACAUCUCCGGCCAAUCCUGCCAAGGCUGAUUGGUUGGCAGAACCUCGAUGGGCGCUGCUGCUUGACAGCCCCAGGUUGCCCAACAUUCCAUCUCACACCCCAAGCCGCAUUGACUCCAAUAUCCCCCUUCAGACAAUCCACAGCAACCACAACCCCUCGGCAGCCGACCGAGGCGAGCAGUCCGAAUCACUGCUGCCGGACGCACAUCGGCCGACCGCCUUUGGCGUCUAUAACCCCUCCCAAACGGUCCGACAUCGCCGCAACGCCUCGACCGGCUCAGAGCCUGUUUCGUACGCUGGAUCCGAAUCAUCCUGGACGGACACAGGCGACAUUGCCGAGCAGCUAACCGCCGAGGAUCCCCUUCGUGACCGUCUCCUGGACGAGGCUGCUCAUGCCGAUUUCCUUGCUGGCAUUGUGAAGCGCCAAUCUCAGCACAAGAAACAUAAACGGGUUCGAUACCAAGAGUCCACAACUUCGUCUCGGAACCGUUCGACGUCACCAUACCAGCAUCACCGCGCUGGCCUCGUUAAUAAGGAAGCAAUACAUAUACCAGACGCUGUGGUUCCUGAACAGACCAGGGUCGAGCGCACAAUAGCCCGCAUCAUGUCGGGCGGUUCAAGUCCCAUCCAUGGCCUAACCGGCAAACCCUUGAUCUACUUCACAAGCGUCUUCGUGUCGCUGGGAGUGUUCCUUUUCGGAUAUGAUCAAGGAGUUAUGUCAGGCAUCAUCACUGGCCCUUACUUCAAAGAAUACUUUAACAACCCCACCAGGGCACAGGUCGGUGCCAUGGUGGCCAUUCUCGAGGUCGGCGCCUUCAUCUCGUCCCUGAUGGUUGGAAGAAUUGGCGACAUCAUCGGUCGCCGAAGAACCAUCCUUUACGGCUCCAUGGUCUUUUUCAUCGGCGGCGCCAUGCAGACAUUGGCCACAGGCUUUGAAAUGAUGCUGGCCGGGCGUGUUAUAGCUGGUCUCGGCGUUGGUAUGCUGUCAACCAUUGUACCAGUAUACCAGUCCGAGAUCUCACCCCCGCAUAACCGAGGAAAACUUGCUUGCAUCGAGUUCACUGGAAACAUCUUCGGUUAUGCGACCUCAGUCUGGGUUGACUACUUUUGCGGCUUCAUUACGAGCAACAUGUCAUGGAGGUUGCCUUUGAUGAUGCAGUGUAUCAUGGGCGCCCUACUCGGCCUGGGUAGCCUGAUCAUUGUCGAGUCGCCGAGAUGGCUAUUGGAUAAUGACCACGACGAGGAAGGAAUCGUUGUGAUCGCCAACCUCUAUGGUGGAGGUGACAUCCACAACUCAAAGGCACGCGAUGAGUUCCGCGAUAUCAAAAUGGAUGUUCUGAUUCAGCGCCAGGAAGGCGAGAGAUCAUACAGCGAGAUGUUCAAGCGUUACAGGACGCGUGUGUUCAUUGCCAUGUCAGCGCAGGCCCUGGCUCAGCUGAACGGCAUCAACGUUAUAUCGUACUACGCGCCAUACGUCUUUGAGUCUGCUGGAUGGGUAGGCCACGAUGCUGUGCUGAUGACGGGUAUCAACGGCAUAACUUACCUGCUCUCAACCGUCCCACCAUGGUACAUCGUUGAUUCUUGGGGCCGUCGGCCUAUCCUGCUCAGCGGUGCAGCCAUGAUGACCGGCUCCCUUGCUAUGAUAUCUUACUUUCUCUACCUCGAUAUCAAGCAAACGCCGAUGCUUGUUGUCAUAUUCGUUAUGAUCUACAACGCCGCAUUUGGAUACUCGUGGGGUCCCAUCCCCUGGCUGUACCCACCAGAGAUUCUCCCCCUAAGCAUCCGAUCCAAGGGAGCUAGUCUUUCAACGGCCACGAAUUGGGCAUUUAACUGGCUGGUCGGAAUGAUGACACCAAUUCUUCAAGAUAUCAUUCAUUGGAGACUAUACCUUGUGCAUGCCUUCUUUUGCGCUUCCAGUUUCGUCAUUGUGUACUUUAUCUAUCCUGAAACUUGCGGCGUCAAGCUCGAAGAUAUGGGUAGCCUCUUUGGUGACAGCACCACAGCGAUGGGCACUCCGGCAACGAUGGGAACACCGGCCCAGGACCCAGAGACAGGAUCUCUUCUCCGCCCCGGCUCUCCUAUCCCGCCGUUAGAUAUUCGAAAUGGUUCUGGAGGUCCCUUUGGAGCUGCGGGGGCUAUUCCCGGGUUGAACAUUGACCCGCCUGACCAGGCCGCUGUUGAUGCGAAGAACAGCAGAGACGCCCAAGACGGAGGCGGUGGCAUCGGGGCCUGGCUGUCUAGACUGAUGGGCCGUGGCAAGUCCCACAAUGGGCAGUCAAGUCGUGACGGUGUGGUCGAAGUUUUGGAUUUUGGGAUGGCUUGGACAAGCGAAGGCACGGUGUCAGGGUAUUUCCUCCCCGUGUUAGAUAGUGAAUGUGCUUAUCUUGCUGCAAUGAUUUCCUCCUCAAUUAUAAUCAAGGCCUACCGGGCACUGUAUCGCGCAUGCCUUCAGGCCGUCAUGUACUCGAAGCCGUCGCGCUUCGUGGUCCGCGAUCAACUACGCGAGGGAUUCCGAGACCCUUCCGGCCACUUUGACAAGGAGGCGGUACAGCGGACCGUGUUGUUCCUGCGGUCGGCGGCCAGGGAGCGUGGGCUAGCGCACAAGAUUGUCAAGAACCUGGUGCACGUGGCGUGGCGUCAGCAGAAAAUGGUAGCCUUGCCGUACCACAUCAGGUUGCAGCAGGCCAAGCAGGCACAACAUGAUCCCAUUGAAGUGACGGCUCUUGCUCACUACAAGCAAACCGUGGACAUGCUCAACCGUACCAUGAAGCUAUGCCUGAGGGAGCCCCCACGACUGAGCCUAGACGCAGUUGUCGCCACGCAUGCUGGCCUGGCAGACGAACAGCCGGAUAAGUGA
Pyricularia pennisetigena is the source of this 2859-nucleotide messenger RNA. RefSeq lists its product as uncharacterized. Gene Ontology annotation, molecular function: carbohydrate:proton symporter activity. The record is from RefSeq and is a predicted model, not a curated record. NCBI's taxonomy places the organism in Eukaryota, Fungi, Ascomycota, Sordariomycetes, Magnaporthales, Pyriculariaceae. Bases 1 to 2859 code for a protein of 952 amino acids. Gene Ontology annotation, cellular component: membrane. The transcript is spliced from 10 exons. Gene Ontology annotation, biological process: carbohydrate transport; transmembrane transport.